ACCUCAAUUUUUGCUCAACUACUGCCGCGUAUUCCCUCCCAAAAAACUCUCCCCUCCAUGGAAAACACUAACCUCUCUUUCCGGAUAACAAUAAUUUCCAUUUUCCAUUCACAAUCAAAGUUUUGAAUCAGAUUACACACACACACACACAAAUCAUGUCAGGCGGAAUCGGCCCAACCGGCGACAUCACCCUCCCCAACGACGACGACCACAACCACAACCACCCCGAACCCGCCGGCAAACCCUUACCGCUCUUCACCUUCCGCCAGCUCAACUGCCUCGCCGUCGCCGUCGUCCUCUCCGCCAGCGGCAUGGUCAGCCCCGAGAACCUAGCCUUCGUCCUCUUCUCCCUCAUCUACAUCCACUUCAUCGCCAAAUUCGCCUUCCCCGCCGCCUCCGCCCGCCCCGAUCCCCCCGUCUUCGGCGAGACCAACCGCCUCCUCAGCCUCUACGUCGCCGUGGCCGCCGUGAUCGGCCUCUUCCUCCCGAUCGCCUACAUCUUCGAGGGCGUUUUCGAGGGCGACAAGGCCGGGAUCAAGGCCGCCGCGCCGCACGUCUUCCUCCUCGCCAGCCAGGUCUUCAUGGAGGGGCUCACCUUCUCCAGCCGCUUCUCGCUGCCGAUCCGCGUUUUCGUGCCGGUUUUUUACAAUUCGCGGCGGAUCUUCACCAUCGUGGAUUGGCUGAGGAGCGAGAUCUGGAAGGCGGAGGAGGGGACUCUCAGAUCUAGAAGGCUGUAUGUAGGGAGAGGUCUCGCCAUUGCAAACAUGGCGUUUUGGAGCUUCAAUUUGUUUGGCUUUUUGCUCCCUGUUUAUCUGCCUAGGGCUUUUAGGAUUUAUUAUCAAUCAUCUCACAACAAAAUUAAUUAGUAACUAUGUCUAAUGUCAUUUCCAUGUAGAUUUGUUUGGAUCUAUUUGGUUGUAUUUGGCGUAUGUAUACAAAUGUUAAAAGUUCAUGUAUUUAGAUGCAAAAUACUAAUCUUUUUAAUGAUAA
This is a messenger RNA of Salvia hispanica, 990 nucleotides long. RefSeq lists its product as uncharacterized. The record is from RefSeq and is a predicted model, not a curated record. Lineage: Eukaryota; Viridiplantae; Streptophyta; Magnoliopsida; Lamiales; Lamiaceae.